Molecule: messenger RNA, 1892 nt
Organism: Rhodofomes roseus
Lineage: Eukaryota; Fungi; Basidiomycota; Agaricomycetes; Polyporales; Fomitopsidaceae
Product: Pre-mRNA cleavage complex II protein Clp1-domain-containing protein
Exons: 8
Coding region: 99-1607 (502 amino acids)
Biological process (GO): tRNA splicing, via endonucleolytic cleavage and ligation
Cellular component (GO): mRNA cleavage factor complex; nucleus
Molecular function (GO): polynucleotide 5'-hydroxyl-kinase activity
Source: RefSeq, a predicted model, not a curated record
ACUUGCUGGGUAGAAGAGGCCGUCGACAACUCCGUUUUUUAGAUUAUAAUCCCCUGACAGACUAGCACUCCUCCUAAUCAAGCUGAAGAAUCGCGGACAUGGCCGACGGAAAAACAUACCAGACUGAGGUCAAUAUUGAUGUCAACACACGACAGUGGAACCUAGAGGCUGGGACUGAGUACAGGUUCGAGCUCGAUCCAGGUACUACUGUAGCGAUUAAGCUCGCCCAUGGUCAAGCGGAGAUUUUCGGGGCUGAGCUUGCUGAGGGAAGCGUGUAUCUAUUCGGCUUCGAAUGCAAAGCCGCCGUAUACACUUGGCAAGGCUGCACCAUUGAGGUCAUAGGCCUCCCGUCCACCGAAUACGUCUCCGAUGAAACCCCAAUGCACGCAUAUGCGAACGUACACCUCGCGCUCGAGCAGAUGCGUGUGAGGGCUCUGCGGACUGUGCACGGCUCACCGCCGUCGUCGGAUGACGAGGCCGACACAGAUGCGAACCCAGAACCUCCGCGAGUACUAGUCCUCGGACCAGAAAACUCGGGAAAGACGACCGUGGCGAAAAUACUAGUCAACUACGCCGUGCGCACGGGACAGGAUUGGACACCUAUGCUGCUGAACACAGAUCCGGGCGAGGGUGGAUGGGCCGUACCCGGUGCGAUAGCAGCAGCACCCAUAUCGUCUCCUAUCCAGACCUCCACACCUGCUACCACACUCGGAUGCGCCGCUUCCUCCGCUCCGACCCACCUCACUUCCAAUGCACUCCUCCCGCUCGCGUAUUGGUACGGGCACGCAGAGACGAAGCGUAAUCCGUUGCUCAUGGACCGCCUUAUCCGCAAUCUGGGCGACAACGUGGCCGAGCGGUGGGACCACGACGUGGAAAGCAGGGUGUCAGGACUGAUCGUGGAUACACCGAGCUCGUUCGCGGCGAGCUCUGGGGCUCAGAACGAGCAUCGACAUGCAUUAAUCAAGGCAUGUGUAGAUGCAUUCAAGAUCAAUGUCAUACUCGUUGUUGGCCACGAAAAACUCAACGUAGAGAUGCAACGGACAUACGGAAACCGUAUGACCGUUGUCAAAAUUCCCAAAUCCGGCGGGGUCGUGGAGCUAGACGCGAGCUAUCGCGAACGGGUACGAAAAUACCAGCUCCAGAAUUACAUGUACGGCAAGAUAUUACAACCACCCCCUGGCCUGUCAACGAAGAUGUACCUCCAGGGUGGCGAGCAGAUACCAGAUCUCACGCUGAACCUUGCUCCGGUCUCGUCCAUCGUGUCUUUCGGCGACUUGACGCUUUACAGGAUUGGCGAAGAGACCAUGGCACCGACGUCUGCGUUGCCCAUCGGCGCGACUCGUGUCGUCUCCGAGAUGCAGCCCCUGCUCGUCGAUCCCGCGCAACCAGGAUCGGGGCUGUACAACGCGGUACUUGCCCUCCUCGCGCCGCCGAACCCGGACGAACAUGAGAGGUACGACGAGGAAAUACUCGACUUGCCUGUGGUUGGCUUUCUCGUAGUGACCGCGCUGGAUAUACCGAACAAGAGGAUGACGAUUCUGUCGCCAAGUCAAGGGUCGCUAGUGGGUCGCACUGCCAUCGUGGGGUCGUUCGAGUGGCAAGAAUGAUCGGGGGGAUUCCUCUGCGCCUCUGACCAUGUAAUCAUCCGUACGCGGUCUCGUUGUGUAUUCUACACAACACUUUCCACCAUAGCUCCAUGCACUGCAAAAAAUCGUUUCCCGCUGGUAUAGCGACAGUAGCGAAUCUCAAAGUCUCAUGGCAUGACUGAGAGUCGCAUGCUACAUAUGUCCCAUAUUUUGGUGUGACUGAAGUUAGACCGGUGCACGUGGACUCUGCUGGGUCUAUACUACCACCUCUCGCUAAUAUUGCAAGCCCUCGUCUGUUCUCGCUUC